AUGCCAUCAGGAUUUAAUAACACUCAAAAGAAGAGUAAUAUACUCAAUGGUAAUACAUUUUAUCUUGAUUGUGGUCCAUCAUCUGGGUAUAAAAUUAAAAAAGAACUACAAACAUUUAUUGAAUCAAAUGGUGGUCUUGUUUCAAUGAUUUUAAACCAAAAGGUUAAUUAUUAUGUAUUCUAUGGUGACUUUCAAGAUUUAGUCAAAGUUGAAAAUAAUAAUGAUGUUAAUAUUGAAGAUUUAUCUUUUGGGAUUAAGAAGGCAAUCAAACUAAAUAUUCCAAUUGUUUCAAAAAGAUAUUUAGACGAUUCAGCUUCAUAUGGCAGUUUAUUAUCUCAUGACGAAUAUUCACUUGUAUCAAAAUACAACAUUAAAGAAUAUCACUAUAAAUCAUUUGACUUUUCAAAUUUAUUGGGGGAUAAUAACAACAAUGAUUCAGGUAGUGAAAACAAAAAUAAAAAAUUUGAUAGAAUAAAAUAUGAUGAAAAAUCAGAUUUAUUUCCAGAAUCAAAAUAUCAUAUUGUCAAACAUAAUAUUUUAUCCAAACACGAUAGGCUUUCUGAUAGGUUUUGCUGUAUCGAACUACAUGUGGCAGGUAAAAGUUUAAAUUUAAUUCAAGUUGGUGGUGGCUCGAAUAAUAGUGGCCAAGAUUCAUCUGAUGAUGAUACAUCAUCAUUUUAUAGAGUUUUUCUCAACUAUGGUACAAUUUCUGGUGGAAUUUAUAAAGAAAUUAGUGAAGAAACCAAAGAAUGGAUAUCAGCAAAUAGCAUCGAGAGCGCUUUAUCAAUUUAUAAUCAAAUAUUAUUGGAGUAUCUAAAUCAAAAUGACUAUUCAAAAUUACAAUUAAGCUCUGUUAUAGUAGGUUCAGAUAAAUUAAAAAAACUUUAUCAAACUCAAAGUGAAGAUUUAUCACAACAAAAACCAUUGCCACCAAACUCAUUACCAAAGUCAAUUGAAUCACUAAUCAAAAUGCUCUACGAUAAUGCCAUAGUAGAGUUAGCCAGUAAAUUUGGUAAUGGUAAUACAUUAUCACUUUCACCAGAGGGUACCAUUAAAACAUCAAUGGGUGAUAUCACAUUGGCUCAAGUUGAUAAAGCUGAGUUGGCUUUAUUCCAAUUAUCCACUUUACUUAGAACCACAAAUACCAAAAUUGAUGAAAAUAAAUCGGUGGAGCUAUUUAAUGAAGUUUACAAAGCUUUGCCACAAAUUAAACCAAGCUCAUCCAAGCCAUUCGACUAUGAACAUUUAUCUGAUAUUCAAGAGUCCAUCCAAGUUAUGAAGGAUAUUUUAUCAGUCGGUGAAUCAUUAAGUGGUUUAUCAUUUUCAGUUGGAAAUAAUGAAGCUAAAAGAUAUAGAGCAUUACAUUGUAAUAUUACCAAGCUAGAUGAUUCAAGCAAAGAUUAUAAAAGAUUAUUAGAUCAGUUAAAAUUAGAUGAUAAAUUAUCAAUUAAAUCAAUUUAUAAAAUAAGCAGAAAUGAUGAAGAGAAUUUAAAGUUCCAACUAGGGAAUAUUAAAACACUAUAUCAUGGUAGUAAUCCUUCAAAUAUUUUAGGUAUUUUAUCUAGGGGUUUAUUACCACCAAAUGUUUCAACAUCAAUUGGUUCUGGAAGAAGAGACAUUGGUUAUUUGGGUUCUGGCAUUUAUUUUGGUACCAAAGCAAUGACAAGCGCACAAUACUGCAAAGAUUCAGAAAUUAAUCAUCAUAAAUAUAUGUUUAUUUGUCAAGUUGCAUUGGGUAAUUGCAAGAAAUAUACAACUCAUCAAAUUCAAUUAAAUCAACCACCAAAAGGAUUUAAUAGUGUUCAGGGUGUCCAAUCUACCUCAAAUUUAAAAUCUGAAUUUCUAGAUGAUGAAAUUGUAAUUUAUAAUUCAAAACAACAAAAACUACAAUACUUAAUUGAAUUUCAAGAUACAAAUUUAAGAAAAGAAUUAUUAAAUAUUCCCAACCAAGUCUUAAAUGUUUCAAAUAGUCCACAAACAACAAUUAAACCAGAUGAAUGUCCUACCACUAUUCCAGAAAAAUCAGAAAAUAAAAAAGAUAUUGAAGAAGAAGAAGAGCAAAAAGAAAUUGGUCUGGUUUCAAAAUCAUCAUCUGGCAAAGAUGAUAUUCCAUUAAAAUCUGUUCAUGUUAGAGCUAGAGUAUUAGAUCUUAUUGGAGAAGUCACUAUCUAUCAACACUAUCAAAAUUGUUCCUCGUCAACUAUUGAGGCAAAAUAUGUUUUUCCAUUAGACGAAAUGGGUGCAGUUUGCGGUUUUGAAGCAUUUAUCAAUGGUAAACAUAUUAUUGGUGAAGUAAAAGAAAAAGAAAAGGCUCAUCGUGAAUAUCGAGAGGCUGUAGCUGCAGGCCAUGGUGCUUAUCUAAUGGACGAAGAUAAACCUGAUGUGUUUACAGUUAGUGUUGGAAACCUACCACCAAAGUGUGAUGUUCUUAUUAAAAUCACAUAUGUCACAGAGUUAUCAGUUGAUGGCUUGGAUAUUAGUUUUGUAUUACCACGUUCAAUCACACCUAGACAACGUUUAUCCUCUGGUUCAAAUGUUACACAAAAUGUUACCAAAACUGUUUCAAUCAGUGACCAAGACCAAAAAGAUUCAGAUCUUACCAUCCAAGUUGGUAUUGAUAUGCCAUACAAUAUUGUAAAAUUAACCUCACCAACCCAUAAUAUCAAGAUCAAAAGAACUCACACAAAAGCUACUAUCGAACUACAACCAGGUGAUAAGAGCUAUUUAGAUAAAAAUUUCCAACUAUUAAUUGGCCUAGAAGAACCCUAUUCACCACGUAUGUGGGUAGAGGUAGAUGAUAAAGGUCAUCAUGCCAGUAUGUUGGCAUUCUAUCCAAAAUUAGAUAUCGAUAGCACUCAAGAAUCAUUCACUCACUUAACUUUACUCAUCGAUUUAUCUGCAUCUAUGGCUGGUGAUACAUUUGAAGAUCUUUUAAGAGCAGUUCGUUUAACUGUUAGGAAUCUACGUGGUGUACCAAAAUUACUUUUCAAUAUUUGUGAUUUUGGUGACAAUUAUGAUUGGCUUUUUGUUGAAGAUGUCCUACCAACCGAAGAAAAUCUCCAAAUUGCAUGGAACCACAUCAACAAAUUAAAACCAAUUAGUGGUGGUACAAAACUACACUCUCCAUUGGAAUCAAUUUAUUUGUUAUCAGAAAAAGCCAAACCAACCAACCCACACAAUAUUCUAUUGUUUACCGAUGGUAAUGUUUCAAAUGAAGAGUUAUCUUUGAUGUUAGCAAAAAAGGCUUCAAAUUUCUGUCGUUUAUUCACAUUUGGUAUUGGUGAACAUUGUUCCAGACAUUUCAUUAAACAAAUUUCAAGAAUUGGUAGUGGCUAUGCAGAUUUUAUUGUCCCUAAUAAACGUCCAAAUCCUAAAAAGAUUGUUGAUAUGAUCCAACGUGUACUCCAACCUGCAAUGUCAAAUAUCGAGGUAGCAUUCGAUAGUACUGAUAAAAUUGUUCAAUCUCCUGCAACUAUUUCUUCAAUUUUUAAAUCAGAAAGACAAGUUAUUUAUGCAUUCUCUGGUAUAUGUACACGUGCAACACUUGUAUGUCAUGCUCCAGGUGGGGGUAUUGUUUCAAACAUUGUUCAUACACCCGAAAUUGGAUUUAUCAAAGGUAAUUUGAUUCAUAGAUUGGCUGCACGUUCAAUGAUUAGAGAAUAUAACGAUGGUACCUAUAGCUCAAAUAAGCACGAGCAUGACUUAAUUAAAAUGAAAAAGAAACAAGAUGUUAUCGAUCUUUCCAUAAAGUAUAGCAUUGUAACCGAGUUCACAAGUUUUGUAGCCAUUGAAAAAAGAGAAGCUGGCGAACAAAUUAAAAAAAUCGAUUCAAUCCAUUCGAUUAUAUCCCAAACUGCUGUCGAUUCAUUACCAUAUGUUGCAUGGGAAAACAAAGGGGAAGGAUUUGAUCAAGACUUAAAUGACCCAUCACUUGUAAGUAAACGUGAUCAAUUAAUUAAUUUAAUUAAAGAGUACCAUUCAAAUAAUAGAUACUCUGACUCAAUUAGAAUAUUCUAUCAACUUAAUGAAACUUUUGGUGACUAUUCACAUGAUGAACUAUCAUUACUUUCAAAUACUAUUAGUGAAUUGAUUUCAGAAAAAGUAACUUCAUUAAUCUCCAUCAAUAUUUCUGCACCAACAACACCCACCAAACCAUUAUCAUCAGCAAAUUCUAAACAACAAAGAUUAAAAAAGAAACUUAAAGAUGAAAUUAUUUACGAAGGUAAAGGAUUAUUAAGGUUAUUAGAAAGUAGCUAUAAUUCAAUGUCGAAUAGUUCCUUUGCCAAUCAAGAGAAAUUAUUAUCUUUAAUAGAAUCUCAAUAUUCAAUUUAUACUGGUCUUUAUAGAUGUGACGAUAACAAAUAUUCUAAAAAACAAUGGCAAGAAAAAAUUGAAAAUCUUUAUAAUCAAUUUAUAAAUAAGUCAAAAGAAAACCCAUUACCACCAACAAACUCUACUUUAAUCAAGUUUUAUCAUUCAGUUUCUCACUUCUACCAUGCCAAUGGUGAUACCCAAAAAGCAAUUUUAAUUUCAAAACAAGCUUUUGAUAAUGGAAUUUCAGAGCUAGAUUGUCUCGAGGAAAGCUCAUACAAGGAUUCAACUUUAGAACUCCAAAAACUAAGAGACUAUUUAAAUGAAUUAACCGUUUAUUCAGAUGAAAUUGUCGAAGAAUUAGAAGAAGAAAACUAUACUUUAUCAGAUCUUAAAGAGAUACCCAGUAAAGUUAGUGAUUUCGAAAAUGCUGAAAAAGAAAUAAAUACUAUACCACAAACCAGUGCCGGUGAAUGGUUAAAAGCUGCCCAAGUCAGUAAUAUUACCCUAAAACAAAAAUCAUUUAAACCAAAAAUUGAAAUCGACACAAAUAUUAGAUUGAUAAACGAUGAAGAUCCCAUUUAUAAACCAACAUCCCUAAGCUACGCUCCAACAUCCCCAAGCUACUCUCCAACAUCCCCAAGUUACUCUCCAACAUCCCCAAGUUACUCUCCAACAUCCCCAAGUUACUCUCCAACAUCCCCAAGCUACUCUCCAACAUCCCCAAGUUACUCUCCAUCUCCUCUAACAUCAAUCACAUUCUCUCCAAAUCACCCACUUGAACCAAGGCAUAUUGUAUCUUUGGGCACAAAGGUCAAAGAAUCAUUGGAGCCCUUUGUAUAUAAUCAAGUAAUUGGUGCACCUUUUCUACCCUUACCAACUGUUUACAGUAAAAAAAUAUUUCCAAUAAGUUCUGGACCACCUCCACCACCACCACCCAAUUUGUACGUUCCCCAGUCAAAAAGGGAAACAUUCAUUUCAAGAGCAGUAGGCGGAGCACCAGUACCAACAGUAAUUCCAACACCAACAUUACCUAUUGAAGCAUUGUCUGGAUUUUUUGGUGGAGGCAGAGGCGUCGGUAGCUGUGUACCAAAAGCUCCACAAAAAUAUCAACAAAAUAACAAUAACAAUAAUUCCAAUUACCCUUCACCAGGAGCUCCUUCUGAUCACAGAUUCAAUUCUAUUAGCGGAAAGAGUAGUGGCUCGAUGGCCCCAAGAACAUCCUUACCAUCAGCCCCAGCCCCAUCAGCCCCAGCCCCUCCACCUCCACCUCUACCUUCAUUUGGUGGCUUGGCUGCUUCUAAAUCAUUAGCUUCCGACCGUAGUGAUCUUCUUUCAUCGAUUCGUAGUGGUGUAAGUUUUAAAUAUGCCGGUCAAUCUUCUGCUUUAAAUGCUAAUCAAUUAGAACCUACCCAGCCAAAUAGUGAAUUAUUAAACAAACUUUCGUCCGCACUAUCUUUACGUAGAAUGUCAACUUGUUUUAUAGAUAAUGAUGAAGAUGAUGAAGAUGAUUGGUCAGAUUCAGAUGGUGGUUAUGAUGGAACAUCAAUAUCAACAUUAACAGCAGCAGCACCAUUACAACAAAAGAAAGAAAAGAAAGAAGAAAGCCAUGAUGAUAUAGGAUUUGGGUUGUUUGAUGAAUAUGAUUACUAUACACCUCAAAUGUCCAACGAAAAAUUGCCUGAUAAACCAAAAAUUCAUGAAUCUGAAGAAGAAAGUGAUGGAGAUAUGGGUUUUGGUUUAUUUGGGGACUAUAAUGACAAACCACAAGAAAAACCAGUUUCUGUCCCAAUCAACCAAGUAUCUGCCCCAAUCAAACCAGUUUCUGUCCCAACCAAACCAGUACGUUUAUAUCAAGAAGAAAGUGAUGAAGAUAUGGGUUUUGAUUUAUUUGGAGACUAUGAUGAUAAACCACAAGAAAAACCAGUAUCUGCCUCAAUCAACCAAGUAUCUGCCCCAAUCAAACCAGCAGUAUGUUUAUAUCAAGAAGAAAGUGAUGAAGAUAUGGGUUUUGAUUUAUUUGGAGACUAUGAUGAUAAACCACAAGGAAAAUCAGUAUCUACUCUAACCAAACCAGCAUCUACUCCAAUCAACCAGGUAUCUGCCCCAACCAAACCAGUAUCCCACAAAUAUCAAGAAGAAAGUUAUGAAAUAAAAGAGUAUUCAAGAAGGAGACUAUCUAGAGGUAAUCAAGCUAAAAGUGAAGACACACUACCAGCAAAAGAUGAAAAGAAAAAAAAGAGAAAAGAAAAAAAGGAUUUAAAAUUAAAAGAGAGAUCAGAAAUUGUGGAAGAGAAACUAAAAGUAAAACCAGCACAAUCCAUAUCCUCCUUUGUAUCUCCCUCACCUUUAUCUUCAUCUCUCUCUUCAUCCUCAAAACAUUCAAUUUCAAGCCUAACAAUUAAAGUAUGUACUCAACUAAGAAAAGUUGUUAGUGACUUAGGUUCUUCAUCAUUCAAAAUUUCACCAACUGCUGCUGCAUUAGGCAUCUCUGAAAUGGAAUUUUAUAAAUACGAAAGAAAACUUGGCGGUUUACAAUCAAAAACUUUUAAAAACUUAUUAUACCUUUUCAUUUUUGUUUUCUUAAGUAUGCUUACCGAUGAAACUUAUGACAUCGAUCUUAUUACCAGAGAUAUUCCAAUUUUAGCUUGUGAAUCGAGUCUUUUAAGCUAUGGAGUUGAUCGUGCAUACAUCAAAAAUGUUUUAAAAACUUCAUCAAACAAAAAUUUAUUAAAAUUUUAA
Molecule: messenger RNA, 7053 nt
Organism: Dictyostelium purpureum
Lineage: Eukaryota; Evosea; Eumycetozoa; Dictyosteliales; Dictyosteliaceae
Exons: 3
Coding region: 1-7053 (2350 amino acids)
Biological process (GO): transcription by RNA polymerase II
Molecular function (GO): NAD+ poly-ADP-ribosyltransferase activity; DNA binding
Source: RefSeq, a predicted model, not a curated record